This is a messenger RNA of Penaeus indicus, 3199 nucleotides long. RefSeq names its product papilin-like. The transcript is spliced from 11 exons. Lineage: Eukaryota; Metazoa; Arthropoda; Malacostraca; Decapoda; Penaeidae. The record is from RefSeq and is a predicted model, not a curated record. Bases 41 to 3199 code for a protein of 1052 amino acids.
UGUCGACAAGCCCUAGCUCUGGACGGAAGUACAGAGCGCCAUGAUUCCGAGGGGCGUCCUGUUGCUGGCGGUGUCAGCGAUUUGGCUGAGUGGGUGUGUUCGCCCAGCGGCGUCGGGGGCUGUUAAGGGCAUUGAAUGCAGUAGGAAAAUUGGACGCUGCGUUCCCGAGAGGCGCUGCAGCCAGGCCGUGCCCAAUGCUGCAUGUGACAAAGAUGGACACGUAUGUUGCAAAAGAGAUUCCGUUGUAGGCCGAAGAAAACCCAAGUUCAGAAAAAACAUAGGAGGUCAGGGAAACCAAGCUAAAAUGAUGAAAAACGAAAUAAAUGAAAAAAAACAGAAAGGAAAUAAUAAACGAAGACCUGGGGAAACAGGCGACAAGAAAACAUCUCGAAGAAAUGGGAAGAAACGUGUCGGAACGAAAAUACAAAUUCCUGAUAAGAAAAGGACUGGAAAACAAGGUUCCAUAAAAUGUACGAAGGAGUAUGGAAGAUGUAGGUCUAAAUGUCGCGGUGAUAUUGAUAAAGAAAGAGCGUGUCCCAACGGCAAAGUGUGCUGUAGAAAGCGAAGAACUCGGAACCAAGCUAUAGUUAAGGCAAAAAACAAUGCUUGCACAGGAGCAGGAGGAGUUUGCAAGAAACCUAACAAAAAGUGCAAAGAGCCUCUUUCCUUUGAGUGUCCGAACAAAGAUAGAAUCUGCUGCAAGAAAACCAACAAGUGCACAUCGAAUGGCUUCAAAUGUGUACAAAAAUGUAGAGGAACGACCAAGCAAUUCAAUGGUUGUAAGCAAGGAAAAGUCUGCUGCAAGCAAGCAAAAGAAAUGACCUGCAAACAAAUAGGCGGAAAUUGUAAAGAAAAAGCAAAAUGCAAAACGGAAAUCCUAAAUCCCGACAAGAAAUGCAAAGAUGCAAAGGUUUGUUGCAAACAAGUAAAUAAUUGCCAAGCCCUAGGAGCAAAAUGUCGAAAGGAAGCUAAAUGCAACGGGAAAAUAUUGACUCCCUCUGUACCAUGCAAGAAUGGUAGAGUCUGUUGUGAAAAGGGAAAUAAAUGCAAAGAUCUAAAAGGUACAUGUCGAGAGGAAGCCAAAUGCGACGGGAAAAUAUUGACUCCCUCUAUACCAUGUAAGGAUGGUAAAGCCUGUUGUGAAAAGGGAAAUAGAUGCAAAGAUCUAAAAGGUACAUGUCGGGAGGAAGCCAAAUGCGACGGGAAAAUAUUGACUCCCUCUAUACCAUGUAAGGAUGGUAAAGCCUGUUGUGAAAAGGGAAAUAAAUGCAAAGAUCUCAAAGGUACAUGUCGAGAGGAAGCCAAAUGCAGCGGGAAAAUAUUGACUCCCUCUAUACCAUGUAAGGAUGGUAAAGCCUGUUGUGAAAAGGGAGAUAAAUGCAAAGAUCUCAAAGGUACAUGUCGAGAGGAAGCUAAAUGCGACGGGAAAAUAUUAACUCCCUUUAUACCAUGUAAGGAUGGUAAAGCCUGUUGUGAAAAGGGAGAUAAAUGCAAAGAUCUCAAAGGUACAUGUCGAGAGGAAGCCAAAUGCGACGGGAAAAUAUUGACUCCCUCUAUACCAUGUAAGGAUGGUAAAGCCUGUUGUGAAAAGGGAGAUAAAUGCAAAGAUCUAAAAGGUACAUGUCGAGAGGAAGCCAAAUGCGACGGGAAAAUAUUGACUCCCUCUAUACCAUGUAAGGAUGGUAAAGCCUGUUGUGAAAAGGGAGAUAAAUGCAAAGAUCUCAAAGGUACAUGUCGAGAGGAAGCCAAAUGCAGCGGGAAAAUAUUGACUCCCUCUAUACCAUGUAAGGAUGGUAAAGCCUGUUGUGAAAAGGAAACAACUUGUAAAUCAUUGAACGGACUGUGUAAACAGGAAGCUGAAUGUGAAAGCAAAGUGUUAAGUCCCAGCAAGGAGUGCAAUGCUGGUAAGGUAUGCUGCUUAGUCCGUACCUGUAGCGACAGAGGAGGGAAGUGUAAGAAAGAAGGAAACUGUAACGGCAGAAUCGUCACGGUGAAGAAGCCAUGUACAGAAUCCAAAGUCUGUUGUCUAGAGAAAAAUAACCAAAGCACAACGAUCACCCCGACACUUGGACCACAACCACAAACCACGUCUGGACCGCAGCCGCAAACCUCUCCUGGACCGCAACCACAAACCACCCCUGGACCGCAACCGCAAACCACCCCUGGACCGCAACCACAAACCACCCCUGGACCGCAACCACAAACCACCGCUGGAUCGCAACCGCAAACCACCCCUGGACCACAACCACAAACCACCCCUGAACCGCAACCAGAAACCACCGCUGGACCGCAUCCACAAACUUCUCCUGGAUCCAACCGCAAACCUCUCCCGGACCGCAACCGCAAACCACCCCUGGACAGCAACCAUACAACAACGAUUGCAGACACAAUAGAUACAACGACUGCAGAUACAACCACUUCAGAUACGACUGCAGAUACAACUGCCGUAGAUACAACAACGACUGCAGAUACAACAACUGCCGCAGAUACGACGACUGCAGAUACAACAACUACCGCAGAUACAACUACUACAGAUAUAACAACUACUGCAGAUACAACAACUACUACUGCAGAUACAACAACUACUGCAGAUACAACGACUGCAGAUACAACUACUACAGAUAUAACAACUACUGCAGAUACAACAACUAUACAACAACUACUGCAGACACAACAACUUCCGCAGAUACAACGACUACUGCAGCCGCAACUACAACCUAUAAUUGAUGUCACCACAACCGAUGCCACUACAACUGAUAUCACCACAACCGAUGCAACUACAACGGAUGCCACCACAACGGAUGUCACCACAACCGAUGCAACUACAACGGAUGUCACCACAACCGAUGCAACUACAACGGAUGUCACCACAACCGAUGCCACUACGGCAGAUUCCACAACCACGGGUUCCACAUCUGAAUCAACCACAAGCGACUCCACAGCCUCCGGCCCCAGCACAACACCGUCUCAGGACCGAAUCGACGCCGAAGACUUGCUCACCAGGUUCAUCCUGCUUCUCGGCAACCUCGAAGCCUCUGUCGACGACGAAAACACCUCACAGAUGACCGACGGCACCAUCACCGUCAGAAGCAUUAUCCUCGAACCAGGGCGAUUCUGCCGCAAGCUCGAGGCGACACACAGCAGCUGCUGGACAAGAUCAGAAACGUUACCCUGCCCACACUGGCACCUUAAAGGAUAA